AUUUCUUUUUCUUUGUUCUCCAAAACCAAAAUCCCUUUCCUCUGGUUUUUACGUUCUCAGAAGAAAGUUACACUGAAAAUAUCAAUUAAUCGUCGAGAAGAAGAAGAAGAAGAAGAAUGGGAGAAGGUAGAGAAGGUGAUUGGGAGUGUAGCAGUUGCAACAACCGAAACUACGCUUUCCGAUCAUUCUGCAAUCGAUGCAAACAGCCACGUCUUCUUGUUGAUAACAAAACCCCCGCUGAUUCCAAAUGGCUCCCUCGUAUCGGCGAUUGGAUCUGCUCCGGUUGCACUAACAACAAUUAUGCAUCAAGAGAGAAGUGCAAGAAGUGUGGACAACCGAAGGAGGUAGCGGCCAUGCCAGCAAUUGCAAUGACUAGAGCAUCUUUCCCUGCAUAUCCACCCUACUUUUCUAGGGCUUCAGGAGGACCAGAACACAACAUGAAUAUUGGAUUGAUUGGAAACGGUGUGCCACCUCAGGCGCUGAAUUUGAAUACUAAUUGGCCUGUUACUGGAGCAGAAAAGUUUGGUCUCCAGCCCGUUCCACUAUGGCUACCAGGUACAAAUUAUAGUGCUGGACAUCCUUAUGUAAAUUCUAAUAGUCAGAACCCAUCUGUUCCAAAAGAAUGGCGCAGUGGGGACUGGGUCUGUAACUGUGGCUUCCAUAAUUACUCCUCUCGCUCACAGUGUAAAAAAUGCAACGCUUCUCCACCAGCGCCUGGCACAAAACGGUUAGCCUCUGAAGAAUUGGUUUAUGACUGGGAUAACAAGAGAUUGAAUGUAGGACCUACAAAUGACCAGCAGAAAACAUAUUCAAGUGUAGAGCAAGUAGUAGGGACCAGUGCAGAACCAAAAUUGGCACUUGUUCCGGCGUACGCGAGCAUUAACUCUAGUUCGGCACCAAGCUUUCCAAUGCCCCCGCUCUUUCCAAUUCCACCUCAAUUUUCCUCUACAGCACUCCUUGGAAAAGGAGCUAAGCAAUGGCGAAGUGGGGAUUGGAUGUGCACAAAUUGCAACAAUCAUAAUUAUGCUUCCAGACUAGAAUGUAACAGGUGUAAAACACUCAGAGCGGCGCCCAUGCAACCUGUCAAUGUUGUGUAAUGCUGAAUUCAUCAGUUGUAUCUUUGUUGCUUGCCCUAGUUUUGUUUUGAAUUUAUAGCAUGUACUUUGCCAGCAAAACGUUGAUUUUCACGACAGGCUCAUUAUAUUCACCAAAGACAUAAAUGGUCCGUGUUUAGGGGGCAGUGUAUUUUUUUCAGUUUCUGAAAGCUGUAUGCUUAUUAUAAAUACUAUGCAAUAUAGAUGAUUUUGGAAAGUUGUGAUUAUUCUGUUCA
Messenger RNA from Lathyrus oleraceus (garden pea), 1330 nucleotides. Its product is annotated as RNA-binding protein involved in heterochromatin assembly dri1. Gene Ontology annotation, cellular component: cytoplasm. NCBI's taxonomy places the organism in Eukaryota, Viridiplantae, Streptophyta, Magnoliopsida, Fabales, Fabaceae. Gene Ontology annotation, molecular function: mRNA binding. The transcript is spliced from 7 exons. Bases 117 to 1097 code for a protein of 326 amino acids. The record is from RefSeq and is a predicted model, not a curated record.